UACGUGACUGUCAUGUUAUGGUGAUGAACAUGUAGGUCAUUUAGUCUCGGUCUUAUUUGCGGCUACACGUACAUGUAUUUACAUUUGUGAUUUGCGCUGCGUUUUCAUGGAGAAUUACCAUGGCAGACAGCGGAUGUUUAGGGUUACGUACAGUACUGAGGUGUACUCCCAGAUGUUUCGUGACGAGAUGGGCGAACAGACGCAUUUGGAGUGACGGGAGGACGACAUUGGCACAAGCUGCUUACGACAUGAGACUGGACCUUUGCAGCUUGCUUUUGCGGAACGGUGUAGAUGUCGACCAGAGGGACGAAAAACAACGCACUGCACUAUUCUCGGCUGUUAUCAGCGGUGACAUGGAAAUUGCUCGUCUGCUCCUGGACAGCGGUGCCAGUGUCAAUGUCUGGGACCAGGUUGGAUGCACACCUUUACACUGCGCAGUGUCACAACAUAACGUAGGAUUUGUUGAUCUUCUCAUAGAACACGGUGCUGAUGUCAACGCCUACGCUCAGACCGGAGAAACACCUUUACACUGGGCAGUAGCAAAAAGUGCAUGUGACUUGAUGCUAGUUCGUCUUCUGCUUGAACACGGCGCAGAUGUCAAUGCAGUGACUCAGGACUGCAACACUCCUUUAUAUAACGCUGCAUCUUGCAAUAAGUUAGACCUUGUCCACGAGCUGUUGGAGCACGGCUCUGAUGCCAACAUAAAGAAUAAGGUAGGGCAAAUAGCUUUACAUGCGGCAGUCUUUCAUAAUGACGAAAACCUGCUUCGUCUUCUGGUUCAGCACACUGGUGACGUCAACGUACAGGAUGAGGAUGGAGAUACCCCUUUACAUACAGCAGCAUUGCGUGGAAGGGUAAACCUGGUCCGUCUUCUGUUGGAGUCUGGCGCAAAUUUCAACGUAAAGAAUAAGAAAGGACAAACACCCCUGCACAAGGCAGAAGCACUUAAAAGGGGUGAUCUUCUCGGUCUUCUGAUGAAGCACGGCGCUGAGGUCAGCGUAGAGCCCCGGAUUAUGCAAAGAGUGCUACAUUUAGCUGUAAGAUCUGAAGAUGUCAGAUUUAUUCGAUCUGUGAUAGAUAAGGGAGCCGAUGUCAACAUGGAAGUUCAGCCCGGCACAAGCCUUCUUGUUCACUCUAUGUGGUGCCUGAAGACAUCUUUUGUGGGUUAUCUUCUGAAGGAGGGAGCACAACUUCCAUCUUUAUCACAGGUUCGGCUGGGAUCAGACUUGUAUGAAGAAGAAAUGGAUGUACCCCAGGGCAUUUCAAACAAGACAGCUGUGAUAUUCUUCAUCUCUCAUCUAACCUGCUCCGAUAAAGCGUUAAUACAAGUAAUCCUUGAAAAUAUGCCGAGUGAGGAACUGAAUGAUGUCAUCGAACAAUCGGGUCUUUACGAGAAGCUGUCACCUGAAGCCAUAUCUGAAAUGCUAUGUGAAAUUUCCGCUGAGCCUACUUUGAAAAAGCGCUGCCGAAAAGUAAUUAGAAAAUCAAUCAGCACGGCUCGGCAUAAACAUGGGAUGUCAUCCGCUAUCAAACAACUUCCGGUUCCGGAAUCGGUGCAGAAAUUCUUAUUGCUUGCUGAACUGCAGUAUGAGCUUGACGAGCUAACGGACUAACGUGAUCCUUAUUGCUAAUGUGAUGACUGAUAUGGUGAACUGGAAAUGAGUUAAGGGGCUAACGUGAUUCUGAUUACCAUUGUGAUGAUUGGUGUGAUGAACUGGAGUAUGAGCUAAAGGGCCAGCGUGACUGAUUACCAUUGUGAUGAUUGAUGUGAUGAACUGAAGUAUGAGCUAAGGGG
This is a messenger RNA of Liolophura sinensis, 1795 nucleotides long. RefSeq names its product putative ankyrin repeat protein RF_0381. The transcript has 13 exons. The record is from RefSeq and is a predicted model, not a curated record. Bases 120 to 1613 code for a protein of 497 amino acids. Gene Ontology annotation, molecular function: protein binding. Lineage: Eukaryota; Metazoa; Mollusca; Polyplacophora; Chitonida; Chitonidae.